Messenger RNA from Rotaria sp. Silwood2, 330 nucleotides. NCBI's taxonomy places the organism in Eukaryota, Metazoa, Rotifera, Eurotatoria, Philodinida, Philodinidae. The record is from the annotation of a GenBank genome assembly.
AUGGUCGAUUUAUACAAAGAAGCAUGGAAAGGAAAAAAUAAACCAAUUAAAAUUGAUGAUCCAAAAUUAGUCGGCAAAUAUGACUUGAAAGAAUCGAAUGGUGAAAUUCAAAGAAAUAGAUUUAUAACAUCACAACCAAUUGAAUUUGUCGAUGUCAAUGGUCAUGUUCAAUUUAAUAAAAGAAAAUUGAAUGAAUUACCACAAUUUUUAAGUAAAUUAGCGCCCAGUUUAUCAAUGCCGAUUGCUAUCGAUGAAAUAUUUUUCAAUUAUUCAUUUAUGCGUAAUGUUUCGAUGAAUUUUUCUCAAAAAAACCAAAAGGAUAAAAUAUAG